Pyrus x bretschneideri (Chinese white pear) is the source of this 2773-nucleotide messenger RNA. Its product is annotated as sterol 3-beta-glucosyltransferase UGT80B1. The coding region runs from base 632 to 2488 and encodes 618 amino acids. The record is from RefSeq and is a predicted model, not a curated record. Gene Ontology annotation, biological process: carbohydrate metabolic process. The transcript has 15 exons. NCBI's taxonomy places the organism in Eukaryota, Viridiplantae, Streptophyta, Magnoliopsida, Rosales, Rosaceae. Gene Ontology annotation, molecular function: hexosyltransferase activity; UDP-glycosyltransferase activity.
UCUUAGUACCCAAAUAAUUGCUUUCUGCUUUCAUUGGAUCCUAUGCUUUCAGCUUAAAUCCGUCGAAAAGGCACGUUUUCUUCAGUUUUGGUAUUGCUUUUGAACUUCAAAGGCGGUUUAAACUUUCGCCCACCAAAUGGUCUACGCUUUGACUGACUGGUAGUCGUGGUUGCUGUCUUUUGGUCCAAAUACAGUUAGCAGUCGAGCUGUCGAUGAUCUGUGUGUGGAACAGCUAAGUUUGGUAAUUUCGACUUUUGGGUUUUGUUCUUGAAGUGUUUUGAACUUGUGGGUUGUGUUUUUUUUUUUUUUUUUUUUUUUUGCUUGUUUCAGCGAUUCUGUGUCUUGUAUUUUGAGGUUCUGGAUAUUGGGAAGUGGUUUGUUAAGCGUUUGAGGUUUUUUGUUUUGGUGGGAUUUUGUUUGUGUUUCUUCACAUCCUUAAGUAGAAUAUUUGGAUUGUGGGAAUUGAAUUGUAAGUUAUUGCAGUUGGGUUUAGUUGGUGGCUUCAAUUCACGGCUUUUUUCAGAUUCAUGUGUUAGUGAAUUUAAGAAUAUGGAUAUGAGGAGCUGAGAUUAAGGUUGUCUGAGUUGGGGUUUGGUCGGUUUUUGUCGCGCAACCCCGUGCAUUAGGCGAAAUGGGGAGCAAUGGGGUUGACCAUCCAUUGAAACAUUUGGAAGAGGAAGGUGUCAGCAGCCAAGGACAGAGUUCUUUUCAGGGAGAGAGGAAGAAGAAGACAAAUUCUGCACGGCCCUCUUCGGUUUUAGAGAUUUUUCAAGAAAAAGAAUUCAAUGUUGGUUCUUCACCUCGGAGAGGUUUGGACCAUUCAAUCACAGCACCUAUUGGCACUCCCAAAGGUUUGCUGAUUGAGGAGCAUGAGAUUAGAUUCUCUAGAUCCAUGACGGAGAAGAAGGGAAGGCAUGACUUAAAGCUGGAUAGACUGUCAGAGCGUGAAAAGAAAAAACUAAUUGUUGAGAUGGUCAAGAUACAAAAUGAUGGAACAGUAGAAGUUGAUUUAGAAAAAAGUGCACCUGUUGCCUCUGAGUUGUUAGAGCUCCACUCUGUCGAAGAUGUGCCCAUCAAUCUUGAUGAGAUACCUUCCAAUACCAUCAAGUCAAUUCCAAGGUUGAAAAUUUGCAUACUUGUGGUUGGAACAAGAGGAGAUGUACAGCCUUUCCUGGCCAUGGCAAAGAGAUUUCAGGAGUUUGGCCAUCAUGUUAGGUUGGCAACUCAUGCUAACUUCAGUUCUUUUGUGAAGUCGGCUGGUGUAGACUUUUAUCCGUUGGGUGGCGAUCCUCGUGUUUUGGCAGGAUAUAUGGCCAGAAAUAAAGGUCUCAUUCCAUCCGGGCCAGCGGAAAUAUCAAUACAAAGAAAGCAACUGAAGGCAAUUAUUGAAUCUCUUCUUCCAGCAUGCACAGAACCAGACAUAGAAACUGGUGUACCAUUUAAGGCACAGGCAAUUAUUGCAAACCCUCCUGCUUAUGGACAUGCUCAUGUUGCAGAAGCUCUUGGAGUACCCCUUCAUAUUUUCUUCACAAUGCCAUGGACGCCUACUUAUGAAUUUCCUCACCCGCUGGCUCGUGUACCUCAAAGUGCUGGUUAUUGGCUUUCAUACAUUGUUGUGGAUUUGUUGAUAUGGUGGGGCAUUCGGGGAUAUAUUAAUGACUUCAGAAAAAAGAAGUUGAAGCUUCCUCCUAUUGCAUACUUCAGCACAUACCACGGAUCAAUAUCUCAUUUGCCUACAGGCUAUAUGUGGAGUCCUCAUGUUGUGCCAAAGCCAAGUGAUUGGGGAUCUCUUGUGGAUGUUGUUGGUUAUUGUUUCUUAAACCUUGGGUCGAAAUAUCAACCUCAAGAUGAGUUCGUUGAAUGGAUUCAGAAAGGGCCUAAACCUAUAUAUAUCGGCUUUGGAAGCAUGCCACUCGAUGAUCCCAAGAAAACUACUGAUAUUAUAUUGGAGGCAUUGAAAGAUACAGGACAGAGAGGAAUAAUUGAUAGAGGUUGGGGGGACCUGGGUAAUGUUACAGAAGCAUCUGAAAAUGUUUUCCUCUUGGAGGACUGCCCUCACGAUUGGCUAUUUCCUCAAUGUUCAGCAGUGGUUCAUCAUGGUGGUGCUGGGACCACAGCUACGGGAUUGAGAGCUGGGUGUCCAACAACCAUAGUGCCAUUCUUCGGCGAUCAGUUCUUCUGGGGUGAUAGGAUACAUGAGAAAGGCUUGGGGCCAGCACCAAUACCUAUUUCUCAGCUCAGUGUUGAGAGCCUGUCAAAUGCUAUUAGAGUUAUGCUGGAGGCAGAGGUUAAAUCUCGCGUGCUAGAAAUAGCAAAGUUGAUAGAGAAUGAAGACGGUGUUGCAGCUGCAGUUAAUGCAUUUCACCGGCAGUUACCUCCUGAGUUACCAUUGCAACCUGCAUCUUCAGAGGAAGAUGAGCCUCCAAACCCUAUGGUGUGGUUAUUUCUUCAACUAGAGAAGUGGUGCUGCCUGCCGUGUGGUGUGUAGGAUUCUUGCUGUGUCUUGUGCUGUUGUACAGAUACGUUUUUCUUUUUAAUUUUUUUUUUAUAUUCUCAUAUAAUUUAAUUUAGCGCUUCAUUCAUUUCAUUCAUGGUUUCCCUGUGUGGGUUUGAUUGAUAAAUUGUUUACAAGCUAAUGUAGGGUUUUCACAGCUUGUGUUAGAGUAUUACAAUAAGUCAAAUUUCGUUUCAGUUAGUAAAACUGACGAAGCGAGAGUAUAACCAUGCUGAACCAACUCAAUUAUUUUUAUCAAUUUUUCUAUAAUUUGCUUCA